Messenger RNA from Dipodomys ordii (Ord's kangaroo rat), 1451 nucleotides. RefSeq names its product KxDL motif containing 1 (gene Kxd1). Gene Ontology annotation, biological process: lysosome localization. The record is from RefSeq and is a predicted model, not a curated record. Lineage: Eukaryota; Metazoa; Chordata; Mammalia; Rodentia; Heteromyidae. Gene Ontology annotation, cellular component: BORC complex. The transcript is spliced from 4 exons. Bases 280 to 885 code for a protein of 201 amino acids.
CUGGCUUUGAACCAUGAUCCUCAGAUCUCAGCCUCCCGAGUAGCUAGGAUGGCAGAAGUGAGCCUCUCACAUCCAGCUUCUGUGAUGGAAUUGUUAACAUGUUGGGUGCACUUUAGACAGGACCCCCCUUAUUUUCAGCCAUGGCUUUUUGCAGUGUUCAGGUGGGAGCCAGGCCUUGUGUUUGCUAGGUAAGCACUAACCAUGGAGCUGCACCCCGGCCCAGCAUGACCCCUUCCAGUCGUCUAAGCACCCCGUGGCAAAUCAAGGCUCAGGGGAUAGAUGUUGGGGGCCCUCAGUGGUGGCUCACCACCGCCCCGGGCCUCCUCAUUUCAGGCCGUGGAGGAGGAGGAGGAAAUGGACCCCCCUGACUCUGCCUCGAGGCUUUUCUGCAGCCGGAUCCUGAGCAUGGUGAACACGGAGGAUGUCAACGCCAUCAUCCUGGCCCAGAAGAACAUGCUGGACCGCUUCGAGAAGACCAACGAGAUGCUGCUCAACUUCAACAACCUGUCCAGCGCCCGCCUGCAGCAGAUGAACGAGCGCUUCCUGCACCACACACGCACGCUGGUGGAGAUGAAGCGGGACCUGGACAGCAUCUUCCGCAGGAUCAGGACGCUGAAGGGGAAGCUGGCCAGGCAGCAUCCAGAGGCCUUCAGCUACAUCCCCGAGGCCUCCCUCCUGGAGGAGGAGGAUGAAGACCCCAUCCCCCCCAGCAUCACCACCACUAUCGCCACCUCGGAGCAGAGCACCGGCUCCUGCGACACCAGCCCGGACACGGUCUCACCCUCCCUCAGCCCCGGCUUCGAGGACCUGUCCCAUGUGCGGCCGGGCUCCCCUGCGGUUAAUGGCCACAGCCAGACAGAUGAAGACGAGCUGGGAGGACAGUAGCCCGUCUGCCCCAGGCAGCUCCGGGGGGCGCGGCGCUCCCUGGGUGCGGGGGGGGGGGUGCUGCCUGGCCCUCACCAGUUCUGCCCUCCGGUCUGACAUCCAGGGCUCUCUUCUGAGGCUGUGCGGCCCCUGGGAGCCCGGAUUACCCUUCUUGCCCGCUCCGAAUGCCUCUCUUCUGUAGGUCUGGAGCCAGGCCUGGGCUCCAUCCCGGCUGGCGCUGGGGCCAGGCACACGGAGCCUGCAGGCUCCGAAGGCUCCAGAGGCCAGCGCGGGGCCCCUGCUCUGCCCCAAGUUGGCCUCGCAGCCCUUCGCUCCGACAGAAGCACCCAGCUUUUUCUCCAGUUGGUACCUAGCGGGUCUCCGGGGCAGGUAGAAGGUUCUAGAUGGAGGGCAGGCAAGCUGGGUAGCCCUGCGUGACAAGGCCUGUGCUCGUAGAGGCGCAGACCCCGGUGCGGCCGGAGCCUCGGGCCUCGGGGCCACCUGGGAUGGCGUUUAAGGGAGUAUUUUUGUACCCGAUGUUUACAGACGCUGGGGGGAGCUAUCAAUAAAAGGACUGUUCCUGGGAA